AGGAUAUAGAUGGCCAUGCGAAAUGUGCGAACUGCGGCGAACGAAGACGCGCCCUGGACAGGAAAACAGUACCAGGGUGUUACCACCACAAAGACAGACCCAAGAAUAACCGCGGAAAACGAAAAAUAUAUCCUUGCUGUCAUCAGAGGAGGGGGUGUGUUGUUUUGGAUGCGCAUAAAUACCUGCCUGUUCCAGAAGGUCAGGCUGAGAUGUGGCGAUGUUCGAAACUUACACCUGCCCAGGAUGGAGUAAAGACGGCUCGAGCUGCUGUUUCAAUGGACUGUGAGAUGGUUGAGGUAGAAGGAGGCUCGAGUGAAGUUGCUCAGGUCUGUGCUGUGGAUAUUGUGACUGGGGAAGUUCUCGUGGAUACAUUUGUUGUACCAAAGAAGAAGGUGACAGACUGGCGGACUCCAUGGAGUGGGAUGUCAGAGAAGCGACUAAGGCAGAUGGUCAGCGCGGGGAGAACAGUGAAUGGAUGGGAAGAAGCUCGCGAAGAGCUCUGGAAAUAUGUCGACGAAAAUACCCUCAUGGUUGGGCAGGCACUCAAGCACGAUCUGGAAGUGAUGCGGAUGGUCCAUCUGCGUGUUAUUGAUACGGCCAUUGUCAGCAGAGAGGCAGUCGGGAAGAGCUGCAAAGAUUCUUUCGGACUGAAGACGCUAUGCAGUGACAUACUGAACAGGGACAUCCAGCCAGCCCAAGUGGGCCAUGACUGCAUGGAAGAUACGAUGGCUACUCGGGAAGUUGUUCUCUGCUGGGUUCAGAACCCAGAGAAAGUCCAUGAAUGGGCUGAGAAUCUUCGACUGAAAUCUGAGCAGAGUCGAAAAAACAAGGCGCGGAAGAAGGAAGAGAAGAGAGCCCAGCGAAACAUAUAAUAUGGCAUAAUAUAUGAUCACUUUUAUAUCGUUCAUAUGGUGUUUAAUUAUUUGCACAUCUAACCCUCGCACUAUACAAAGGAUAUAACACCAGGGGAGAUGAUCUCUGAGUCAUUUAAUAUGGUUGAAAUCAGGUACUGCAUCAGCAAUUCUUGUUUCACUUAUGGA
Molecule: messenger RNA, 1040 nt
Organism: Aspergillus wentii DTO 134E9
Lineage: Eukaryota; Fungi; Ascomycota; Eurotiomycetes; Eurotiales; Aspergillaceae
Exons: 2
Coding region: 210-872 (220 amino acids)
Biological process (GO): rRNA processing; ribosomal large subunit assembly
Cellular component (GO): nucleus
Molecular function (GO): nucleic acid binding; exonuclease activity
Source: RefSeq, a predicted model, not a curated record